Molecule: messenger RNA, 2247 nt
Organism: Struthio camelus australis
Lineage: Eukaryota; Metazoa; Chordata; Aves; Struthioniformes; Struthionidae
Source: RefSeq, a predicted model, not a curated record
AUGGGAAUGCUGCACGCUGUGCGCGGCGCCAAGAUCCCCUCCAGGCAUCUGCGAGGAAAAAAAGGCGCGAAGAAACCAAACAUAACCGGCCCCGCGCAGUCCUGCUGGAGCCGCCGCGGAGGCCGCGGGCCCCCGCGCUUCCGCUAUUGUCUCCUCAGCCCCGAAGCCGCCUUCCAGGGGGACAGCGGCCGCGGGCCCCGCUUAAGCACAGAACACUACGUAACUUUCGUAACCUGCCCGCUGUGCGGAACAGUGUUUCGCGAAGAGCGCUUAGGGCGUAGUUGGGUUCCGAGAAUAGGUGCAGAUAUUUUCGAGGGCCGGAAUUUGCGCAGCGCCGGGCCGCCCGUAACAGUAAUUAAAUACUUCUGUAAUAUUUUGCUUAAAACUAAUGUUGAUCCUUACAGGUUUGGAGCAAGUCGCGGAGGUCCUCUUCCUCCAAAGAAAUUUGGUAAUCCGGGGGAACGUCUACGUAAGAAGAAGUGGGACUUAAAUGAGCUGCCCAAGUUUGAGAAGAAUUUUUAUGUGGAACAUCCAGAAGUGGCCAGGCUUACUCCGUAUGAAGUCGAAGAACUGAGAAGAAAAAAAGAGAUAACAAUUCGAGGAAUGGAGGGCUGCCCCAAGCCUGUGUUUGCAUUCCACCAGUGUAGCUUUCCGCAGUAUGUGAUGGAUGCCUUGAUGGAUCAGAACUUCACGGAACCCACUCCAAUUCAGUGCCAAGGCUUUCCUCUGGCUCUCAGUGGUCGUGAUAUGGUGGGCAUUGCUCAGACUGGCUCUGGGAAGACUCUAGCAUAUUUGCUGCCUGCAAUUGUUCACAUCAACCACCAGCCAUAUUUGGAAAGAGGGGAUGGCCCAAUUUGCCUGGUUCUAGCACCUACUAGAGAGUUGGCCCAGCAAGUGCAGCAGGUGGCUGACGAUUAUGGCAAAUGUUCAAGACUGAAGAGUACCUGCAUAUAUGGAGGAGCACCCAAAGGUCCCCAGAUCAGAGAUCUAGAAAGAGGUGUGGAGAUCUGCAUUGCUACACCAGGUCGUUUGAUUGACUUCCUUGAGGCGGGAAAGACCAACCUUCGUCGGUGUACGUACCUUGUUCUGGAUGAGGCAGACAGGAUGUUGGAUAUGGGAUUUGAACCUCAAAUUCGUAAAAUUGUUGACCAGAUAAGGCCUGACAGACAGACUCUGAUGUGGAGCGCUACCUGGCCAAAAGAAGUGCGCCAGCUUGCCGAGGACUUCCUGCAGGACUAUGUUCAGAUCAAUGUGGGAAAUUUGGAACUGAGUGCCAACCACAAUAUCCUACAGAUAGUGGAUGUAUGCAUGGAAAGCGAGAAAGACCAUAAACUGAUACAGCUGAUGGAAGAAAUCAUGGCAGAGAAAGAAAACAAGACUAUCAUCUUUGUGGAGACAAAGAGGAGAUGUGAUGAUCUCACUCGAAGGAUGCGCAGAGAUGGUUGGCCAGCUAUGUGUAUCCAUGGAGACAAGAGUCAGCCAGAAAGAGAUUGGGUGCUUAAUGAAUUUCGUUCUGGAAAGGCUCCCAUCCUCAUUGCUACCGACGUUGCGUCUCGUGGGCUAGAUGUGGAAGAUGUUAAAUUUGUGAUAAACUACGACUAUCCGAACAGCUCUGAAGAUUAUGUGCACCGUAUUGGCCGUACCGCACGUAGUACCAACAAGGGUACUGCCUACACGUUCUUCACCCCAGGAAACCUGAAACAGGCCCGGGAGCUUAUCAAAGUGUUGGAAGAAGCCAAUCAAGCCAUCAAUCCGAAACUGAUGCAACUUGUGGACCACAGAGGAGGUGGAGGUGGUGGUGGAGGAGGUCGUUCUCGUUACCGUACGAGCAGUUCAGUAAACAACCCUAACCUGAUGUACCAGGAAGAGUGUGACAGGAGGCUCCGGGGAGUGAAGGAAGGCCGGAGAGACUCAGGUGGCUUCAGAGACCGUGAGCGUGGUGACAGUUAUGCCAACGGAGCCAACAAGACCUAUGGCAGUGCCUAUGGGAGCCCAAAUUCUGCUUUUGGGGCAGCACAAAGUCAGUAUGGCUACACUCAAGGGAGCUAUGGAGCAGCUGCCUAUGGCACGAGUGGCUAUGGCACUGCAGAGUACAGUGCUAGUGGCUAUGGUGCCAGCACCACAGCUGCCCUCCCCCACCCCCACCCCCUCCCCCCUCACGCAAAUGAGACCACUCGCCUGCUGGUGACCAGUGUAGACCUCUUGCAUUUAAAGGAACCUUUUCUUUCUCUUUUUUUCCCAUUGUGA